AUGAAAAAGACUAACAUUCUGCAUCGUAUAAAUGUAGCUGUUGAGAUUGACGCUCCUUUCAAAUUCAAUAUAACUUGUAAUUUCAUUUUACAAGAUGGAACAAAGCCGGGCUGUGACGAUUACAUUGUGUCUUAUAACGAUAAAAAUACAUACGUGUCGGAAUUUUACACAACAGAUUCUGAUUUUAUGUUCUCUAGUGAUGGGAUCCAAGAUAUUGAAUUUUUCUUUUAUCUAACUAAUUCUACGAUAAAUUCUCUUGACUUGUUUGAUACUUUGAAUGUUAAUCUGAUAGCUCAUGAUUCAAGUUUGUUAAAAAAUUUAUUUGAAAAUAAAAGCUAUAAUCCCGAUUUGCUUGCACAACUUGUUAAAAAGAAUCUAUAUGUUCUUUCUCCAUAUCAGUUGAAUCAAAUUAGUUUCCAACAAUACAAAAAUGAAAGUAUUGCGGCAACUCCAAAAAAUAUUUUUGGUAUUCCUCGAACUGACUAUGAGCGUGAUAUUGAUGUUAUGACAACAUUUCAAACGUACAAUUUUCCAUCAACGGAUCUCACGAAUCUAACGCAUCCAACGGAUCCAAAAUUAUUAUUUUAUACAUAUUUGGAUUUAACACUGUACACAUACGAAGAACCAAAAAUUGGACAAAAAAAAAACAUUGAUUUACUAGGCAUUCUUAGUGCUCUUGGUGGCGCUAUGAGCGGUUUUUCUGCAGCUUAUGUCUUUCUUUUUGGUAUCGAACGAGUAAAACCAUGGGGACUCUGUCAAAGAAUUUUCAGAAUCAGAGACCCAAUUCAAAAGAAACUAUAUAAAACACUUGGCCCAAAACUACCAUUUGUCAAUGUCAAUGAGAAUGACAAGGACGAAAAAAUGCCAGUUUCUUUGGAAGAACUUCAAAACCGGCUAAAUAAUUUAGAACUUUUCUUGCGUGAGUAUAUUAUUGAUCAUUCGUAUCUUGCUGAAGCUCAGAAAAACGUAGAAGAUGGGAAAGUUAAAGUUUGA
Ambispora leptoticha is the source of this 993-nucleotide messenger RNA. The record is from the annotation of a GenBank genome assembly. NCBI's taxonomy places the organism in Eukaryota, Fungi, Glomeromycota, Glomeromycetes, Archaeosporales, Ambisporaceae.